AUGAUCACUCCAAUCCCAUUAGCACUAUCAUUAUCAUUAUUCAUACCAUUACUCUCAUCCGUUUCAGCUACCUUUGAUCCUAGAUUAAAGGAGAGACAUCCUCAUAACAUACAUAAUCCACACAGAAGAGCUUUGAAACGAUCAAUCACGUCAGAUGCAUCAACAGUUAAUGGAGAUUCAUUCGAUUUCAUCAUCGCAGGUGGGGGUGUAGCAGGUUUAACCUUGGCCUCAAGAUUAAGUGAAUGGUCAAAUGUCACUGUCCUUUGCAUAGAAGCGGGCGGUGAUGGAAAUGAUGUUAUCGAUCAGAUCGAUACUCCAGGUUACUCUUAUCUCAAUUCAUUGACUAAUUCAGCUUAUGAUUGGGCGUACAAGACUGUUGCUCAAACGGACGCAUUGAACAACGUUAAAGGAUGGCCAAGAGGAAAAGGUUUAGGUGGAUCAGGUGCCAUCAAUGGUAUGUUCUGGGGAAGACCUAGUGAGGUUGAACUUGACGCUUGGGCAACGCUUAAUCCUAAUACCGAUGAAACAUGGAAUUGGGAUGAGAUAAACAACUAUAUCAAAAAGGCUGAAAAUUACACAGCUCCCAGCACAGAUGUUCAAAAUAAAUUCGGCAUGACUGUUCAAACCGAAAAUCACGGACAUUCAGGACCUAUUCAAGUCGGUCAUACCGAAUACAUUUUCGACGAAGUAGCUAAAUGGAUCCCCGCAUGGAAGACGUUAGGAUUCCCAUCUAUCGAUAACGCAGCUGGUAUAUCAAGAGGUGCCUGGCUUUCAACUUCAACAAUCAACGUAUCUAAUCAAACUAGAUCAGACUCAAAAGCAGGUUAUAUCGAUCCUUUACCACCAAGAUCAAACCUUGUCAUCUUGACAGGUCAACAAGUGACUGAAGUCAUCUUUAAUGGAACUAAAGAUGCUAGUGGAAAUCUCAUCGCUAGUGGACUUAAAUUCCAAGCUAGUUCAGGAGCUACAAGUUAUACAGUUCAGGCCAACAAGGAAGUCUUACUUUCCGGUGGUACAGUUGGAAGUGCCCAAUUGCUUCAGUUAUCUGGUAUCGGUCCUGCAGAGACCCUUUCCGCUGUUAACAUCGACAACAAGCUAGACUUACCUGUCGGAUACAACUUGCAAGACCAUGUCUCUUACUCCAUGUACUGGACAACUCCUCAAGGUACUUUCACUUGGAACAACUUGAGUGUUUCAGCCGAUCUCAAAGCUUCUGCUUUGACUGAAUACCAGACCUCCAAGACUGGUCUUUGGACGUACGUCAACGAGGCUGUCGGAUACCCAUCAAUGAACGAUAUCAUGGGUUCUACUUCUGAGGCCUCAACUUAUGCAACGCAAAUCAACACAGACAUGUCAACUACCGUAUCCAAUGUUCAGUCAUGGCUUGAUUUACCCACCAACGUAGUAACCGGUCUAUCAGCACAGUACGCUAUUCAACAAACAUGGAUGACAACAGAUGUUGGUCAACUCGAAAUCAUCCUCACCAUGCUUGGUAAAGGAAACAACGAAAUGGGUAUCCAAGUUGCUCUUCAACACCCGUGGUCAAGAGGAAAAAUCAUGAUCAAUUCCAGCGAUCCUUUCACUUCACCCAUGAUCAAUCCCGAUUACUUUGGUGUUGGAUAUGAUAUCGAUAUCAUGAACUAUGGUUCUGCAUUCGCUCGAAGUUUGGCGGCUGCUUCCCCCCUCAGUGAUGUCAUGAUCACAGAAGAUUAUCCAGGUGCUACAGUGACCGGUGACGCUUUAGCCAACUACACCAAACUCAACUCUGGAACGGAAUAUCAUCCAAUGGGAACCUGUUCGAUGCUUCCUAAAGAUUCAGGCGGUGUAGUGGAUACGACAUUGACAGUUUACGGUACAGCCAAUUUGAGAGUUAUCGACACUUCAAUUGCACCAUUACAUAUCUCAGCUCAUACCAUGGCUAUAACCUACGGUAUUGCCGAGAAGGCAGUUGAUAUAAUCAAGAAGAAGCAUUGGAAACAAGUCGUCGCGCAAAACACCACUUCUACAUCAGCCGCCGGAUCGGAUUCUUCUUCAACAGCUAGUCCAGGCAAAGCUACAGAUUCCAGCGUAGCUUCCGCCAAUCAAGAUUCCGUUAGUUCUUCAGGCUUAUCAAGCGGUGCUAAGAUAGGUGUGGGAAUCGGUGCAGGUGUAGGUGCACUUGCCGUUCUUGGGGCUUUGAUUUUCUUCUUCUUCUUGAGAAAAAAGAAGGCUGCUUCAAACGCGGGUGAAAAAGGUUGGUAUGAUCAAAGGAACACUCAAGGUGGAUGGCACAAUGGAGAUGGUGCAUAUAAAGAAGGAUAUGCGGCACCUCCAGCUCAAGCACAAGCGUAUCCUAUGGCCGCAUUUGAUACACAUGGAGAUGGAAAUGAUGAUCCAUCUAGAGGACCUGCACCAUUCUUCGCGGCUCAUUCGAGAACACAUUCAGUCGAUACGAUGGCAACAGCAGAUUUGGCUUCUAGGACUCCUAUGAGAUCACAAUCAGGAUAUGGAUUGAGUGGAUCUUCAACUCCGUAUAGAGAUGAUCAUUCAGAUGAUGGUCAUGGUGAUUUAAGUGGUGGUGGUGGAGUCGGACAUCAAUAUCCUACUCCAGAAGGCGCAGGUCAAGCUUGGCCUAGACAACAGAGUUAUCAACCUGUCAACAUUAGAUAG
This is a messenger RNA of Kwoniella shivajii, 2649 nucleotides long. RefSeq lists its product as uncharacterized. The transcript is spliced from 10 exons. The coding region runs from base 1 to 2649 and encodes 882 amino acids. Gene Ontology annotation, molecular function: oxidoreductase activity, acting on CH-OH group of donors; flavin adenine dinucleotide binding. The record is from RefSeq and is a predicted model, not a curated record. Lineage: Eukaryota; Fungi; Basidiomycota; Tremellomycetes; Tremellales; Cryptococcaceae.